Molecule: messenger RNA, 960 nt
Organism: Rhagoletis pomonella (apple maggot)
Lineage: Eukaryota; Metazoa; Arthropoda; Insecta; Diptera; Tephritidae
Exons: 4
Coding region: 250-687 (145 amino acids)
Source: RefSeq, a predicted model, not a curated record
GAAUUUCCGCAGCCGAAUGUAAACAAGAAACAGCUGUUUAAUUAGCAUGCAUAAGUAUUACAGUAAUGAUGUGAUAACAACGAUAAAGUAAAUGCUGGUAAAUCCAUUAACAUUCCUGAAGAGUAGCCGACACGGAGAGAAUAACUACAUAUGUACAUACAUAAAAACGUGCCACAUACAAAAUCCUGAAUACAGAGCUUCAAUUGCAACUCCCAAACAUUUCAAACAUCAGUUUUUAUCAAAACAAAAAUGUCACGAUCAUUACAGCAAUAUCGUUAUUGUUUUAUCGCUGGCGCCUUUGCUGCUGGCGGCAGCUUCUUUGGUCGUGCACCAAGUCAAAUUUCGGAAGUACCUUUAUUAGCGAAGCUGCUUUCAACGGAUGCAAUUUACUUUUUCGAGUCGAUUCUGCUGCGCCUACUCCCCAUUGCAUUGAUGGUGAUUUGUAAUUUGUUGAAUUGGCGUUACUUUCUCAAAGCGCUACAAUGCACCGAACAAACAUUGACCGCAACUGUGCUAACAGCUGCUGCCAAUUAUAUGCUAUCGUUUAUAUUAGGUGCACUUGUGUAUCGAGAAGUAUUUACACUGCUAUCAACUGUGGGUGCAGCAUUGAUAAUUGCGGGGCUUUGGUUUCUCUGUAAGGCACAAGAACAGCAAAAAGCAAACGAAAAACGUAAGAAGCUUACGUGAAGAAUAAAAUUAGUUGGUAGUCUAUUAAGUAUUUAAUUGUACAGAAAAUUAAUUUAAUGGUUGCGUUUCUUUAUACAUUCCGGAUAAUCCGAUUUCAGAGCCAGAAUAAACAGAACGCGUUUGAAAUAUACGUUAGCAUAUCAUCAGGAACGUUCUCAAGAAUAAGUAAACAAAAAAGUUUAUUCCCAACGUUCAGAAUGAAUAAAGAAAUGCAGCCAAUAUAAAAUAUGCGGAAAUAUAUUAUAUUAAACUAGAGUAAUUUCAUUUGCAGGA